UUACUUUUAAAUAUGGUGAAGCUUAUUAAAAAAAAAUAUGGUCCUAAAAAAAUAACGCCCAAUUUACAUUUAUGUUUAAAUAUUUGUGAAUGCGUAAAUGACUACGGACCAAUGUAUGCAUUCUGGUGUUUUAGUUAUGAAAGAAUGAAUGGUUUAUUAGGUUCGUUUUAUAAUAGUAAUAGAAAAAUUGAAAUUGAAUUAUUUAAAACCAUACAAUCUUAUUCACUAUUGGAGGAACUUACAAAACAAGCAGAAGGUCAUUUUCAUACGUGUUUACAGUUUAUUAAGCAAAGAACUACAAAAGGCAGUCUUUUUAUACAAAAUGAAAAUGAUCGCUAUGAGUUUCUAUCAAUGUCUAGAAACAUCGAAGAAAGCUCAGGAACUGGUGUUGAACCUUUUUCAGGAGAAAUAUUAGGUCCUAAAAAUGCUCGAAAGAUCCUUUCGAAAGAAAUAUCAGAUAUAUUGACUAAAUAUUAUAACAACGCAUAUAAUUAUAGUUUCAAGUCAUUAAAUGAUAGGAAUAUCAGAAGAUCAGAAUCUAUACCAGUUUUGCCUAGAGUAACUGAAUUUGGAAAAGUAAAAAUCAGUGAUGAAAUUUUUGGUUCAACAUCUGCAGCAAAGCAAAAAAGGUUGGCAAAAAUUCUAGCCAAAUUUAUAUUAGCCAAUAGAUCUACCGACAUAUAUCCUGGAAUCGUUCAAUUCUAUUUUGAGCAUGUGGUACAGCUACCAGAAGGACCUAAAAAGCAUGUAUUGGUAUUUGUACAUUGGUUUAAACCUGUUGAUAAUCAUAAAAUUAGGUAUCAUUGCCAAGUAGAUGAUAUUUGUAAUAUUGAAUUGUGGAAUCGGAACUUUUAUAAUAUAAGUAGGGAUUGUAUAAUUCCUAUUCACAAUAUUUUAGGUCGAUUCAUUUCUGGUACUGUUAAAGUUGGAAAGAAAAACCUGAUAGAAUAUAUGUCAGUAAUACCUGUUAAUAGAAAAUUUCACAUAUAA
Messenger RNA from Ambispora leptoticha, 990 nucleotides. Lineage: Eukaryota; Fungi; Glomeromycota; Glomeromycetes; Archaeosporales; Ambisporaceae. The record is from the annotation of a GenBank genome assembly.